This is a messenger RNA of Hirsutella rhossiliensis, 489 nucleotides long. RefSeq lists its product as uncharacterized. The coding region runs from base 1 to 489 and encodes 162 amino acids. The transcript is spliced from 4 exons. Gene Ontology annotation, molecular function: zinc ion binding; nucleic acid binding. The record is from RefSeq and is a predicted model, not a curated record. NCBI's taxonomy places the organism in Eukaryota, Fungi, Ascomycota, Sordariomycetes, Hypocreales, Ophiocordycipitaceae.
AUGAGACAAGGACCGAAGGAGAGUUUUGCGGCGUUCUUGCCUAAGUUCGAAAAAGAGCUCGCAGAGAGUGGAGAAGCCACCUGGGCGGACUCUGUACGAAUCAACACGCUGAAGCGUGUCAUCAACCAAGAACUCCGUACCCAUCUCGCGGCCAACCUCGAGGAUCUGCGAUUCUACAACCAGCACACGAACAACAAGAACUUAGACGUCAAGUCACCCAGCAAAGAUCGCCCUCAAGGACAGAAACUCCGGUCACCAGAUCGGAUGGAUUGGGAGCCCGUAAAAGCGAGUCGGUUGACAGAUGAACGUACGUGUUAUGAGUGCGGAAAACUCGGCCACAUUGCGGCCCACUGCUCGAAGAACAAGCGACAGCAGCGGCAGAAGAAUGUUCGUGUCGAGGAAAAGACGAAGAGCUCGAGAGCAAAGCACCAGGAGCCCGCUGAGAGCUCUCACGAUGAGGCUUCCGACGAGUAUUCGGAAAACGAGUAG